This is a messenger RNA of Capsaspora owczarzaki ATCC 30864, 1174 nucleotides long. RefSeq lists its product as hypothetical. NCBI's taxonomy places the organism in Eukaryota, Filasterea, Ministeriida, Capsasporidae. The transcript has 4 exons. The coding region runs from base 24 to 992 and encodes 322 amino acids. The record is from RefSeq and is a predicted model, not a curated record. Gene Ontology annotation, cellular component: intracellular anatomical structure.
CUUCUUUCCUUCAAUUUUGCUGAAUGGCAGCGACUGCAGCACAAGUCAUUGCGAGCUACAACCUGCAGCCGCACACUGAGGGCGGAUUUCUUGCGCUCGUCAACCCCGUGGUGCCGACUGAAACGGUCGAGACUGGCCGGGCUGGCAAGGGUGGCAAGCGACUGCUGCACACCAUCAUCCACUUUAUGCUGUCCAAGGACGACCCGCGCUUGGUCUGGCACGUCAACCUCUCCGACAUUGCCACCUUCUGGCACGCGGGAGGCACUCUGCGUCUCUACCUCAUCGAUACUGAUCACGUCUUCCAUCAGGUAGACCUCGGCAAGGACGCCGCGAAAGGCGAAAAACUUACCUUCACUAUUCCCAGCGGCUGGUGGAAGGCUGCAGAGUUUGUGGCAACGGAUGCGUCGGAUUUCGUGCUCGUGUCGGAGAGCGUCGUGCCCGGAUUCUCCUUCCACGACAGGUCGUUCAUCUCGACUGGGCAGUUUGUCAAAGAAAACGCUGCACUGUGGAACCAGCAUCCCGAGUGGGCCAACUUUAUCCGAGAGCCCACGCUUUUCGUCUAUCACAUGUGCCCCAAGUCGUACUUUGACGCACAGGAUGCCUCCAAGCCAUAUGUGCCGCGAGAUUACGACGCCGACGGUUUCAUCCAUUGCUGCGGCUCGUUGGAGGAAAUGCACCACAUUUCCAACCUGUUCUUGAAACAGCAUCAGCCACUGUCAGAGCCAUUUGUGCUACUCGUUCUCGAAGCCAGCAAGCUUGAGAAGCUGGUCUUCGAAGGUCCCAUGCAUCCAAAGACAGAUUCCCCUGCCGAGCCCGCUGGCCCCGCGCAAGCGGCCAACAUUGCCGCUCUCAACACCAAGCUCUUCCCGCAUAUUUAUUCGCCCUGUCCCCGGAGUGCAAUCGUUGAAACGCAUCUUCUGGAUCGAGCUUCGGACGGCACUUUCCCACCGAUCGAUGUUCCCGAGCUGUCUGUUGUCCUGACCUCGACGUGAUGAUGUUCUCGGCUGCACAUGCUCGGGCGGCAGUGUUGAUGCUCUUGUUUCUUGGGGCUGACUUUGUCGAGUGCUGUCUGUACAAUUCAAUUUCGUUCUGAACCUUUCCUUCGCUCAAGUGUUUCGUCCACUGCGUCGGUCGUGGGUUUCACAUCACCAUUUCCAUAAACAUUCUCUUUCUC